Molecule: messenger RNA, 4082 nt
Organism: Perognathus longimembris pacificus (Pacific pocket mouse)
Lineage: Eukaryota; Metazoa; Chordata; Mammalia; Rodentia; Heteromyidae
Gene: Ulk4
Product: unc-51 like kinase 4
Exons: 37
Coding region: 243-4082 (1279 amino acids)
Biological process (GO): protein phosphorylation
Molecular function (GO): protein kinase activity; ATP binding
Source: RefSeq, a predicted model, not a curated record
CGGACCGGGCGAAUCCAAACGCAGAGGGGUGGGAGUCGCGCGAGGUCGGCUCGCGCUUGCGCAGUCCGCGCUGUCGGCCUGGUCUCUCCCCCUCCCUAGCCCGGACCAGUGGACCCGCCCGCACGGGGAGGCCGAGCCGCCGGGAGCCGCGGGGGUCGUGAAGUGGCGUCCGUGGCGUCUUUCCCGCCGAGGGUCGGGAGCUCAAGAUGCUCUCUUACCCUCUAUGAGGAGUCACCCCAGCAAUGGAAAACUUCAUUCUCUAUGAGGAGAUUGGCAGGGGAAAUAAAACAAUUGUCUAUAAAGGGCGGCGGAAGGGGACAAUCAACUUUGUGGCCAUCCUUUGUACGGAAAAGUGCAAAAGACCAGAAAUUACCAACUGGGUCCGUCUCACAUAUGAAAUUAAGCACAAGAAUAUUGUGACUUUUCACGAAUGGUACGAGACCAGCAAUCACCUGUGGCUGGUGGUAGAGCUCUGCACAGGUGGCUCCUUAGAGACAGUUAUUGCUCAGGAUGAAAGCCUUCCGGAAGAUGUGGUCCGAGCCUUUGGCGCUGACGUGAUUGCUGGAUUACACCAUCUCCACACCCUAGGCAUUGUGUUUUGCGACAUUUCUCCAGGCAAAAUUCUGUUGGAAGGCCCCGGCACCCUGAAGUUUAGCAAUUUCUGCUUGGCCAAAGUAGAAGGUGAAAACCUAGAGGAUUUCUUCGCAUUGGUGGCCGCAGAAGAAGGUGGCGGCGACAGUGGGGAAAAUUCCCUGAGGAAAAGCAUGAAAGCCAGAGUGAAGGGGUCUCCAGUGUACAGAGCCCCGGAAGUCGUGAAGGGCACGGACUGCACCCCUGCCAGCGACCUGUGGGCGGUGGGCUGCCUGCUCUACGAGAUGUUCUCAGGAAAGCCGCCAUUCUUCUCCGAAAGCACUUCAGAAUUAAUUGAGAAGAUUUUAUACGAAGAUCCCUUGCCACCCAUUCCAAAAGAUUCUUCACUUCCUAAAGCAUCUUCCGAUUUUAUUAACUUGCUUGAUGGGUUACUUCAGAAAGAUCCUCAGAAAAGGCUGACUUGGGUGGGGCUGCUGCAGCAUUCGUUCUGGAAGGAUGCAUUGGCGAGGGAUGAGCAGGAAUCGGCCCCCGACGACCUGAGCCUCAGUAGCAGAACCACCAUGGAAUGUUCUGGGCUCCAAGAUUCCAGGGAGUUUUUGAAGAGCCCCCAGAGUGGUCAAGCGAAAGGCCCCAGGAGUGGCCAGCGAGUGUGCCGCUCUUUCAGACUAGAAAAUCCCACGGAAUUGCGCCCUAAGAGUACCAAUGGGGACCAAUUAAACGAAUCCAUGUUUCUUCUCAGUUCUCGUCCGACACCGAGAACCAGCAGUGUGGCUGUAAAUCCUGACGAAGACCUUGCUCCAGACUCGCCACAGAAGAGCCCUCCUCUGAACGAGGGGACAAAUGGAGUUGUGAGCCAGGAGGCCCUGGAGCUACAGAUGCGGGAUCUGAUCUACAUGGAGUCUGAUCUGGUUGUCACUCCCAUUAUUGACAAUCCCAAGAUAAUGAAGCAACCACCGAUUAAAUUUGAUCCCAAAAUACUGCAUUUUCCAGCACAUUCAGCUGAGAAGUUGCUGUGUCUGAAAGAUCAGGAGUGGAAUGAGUUCCUGCAGCAAGCCUGCUCCCAGAUAGACUCCACCGAGAAGACCAUGGCGGCCUCCCGCGCCAAGCUCAACCUCCUAUGCUAUUUGUGUGUGGUGGUAACUCACAAGGACGUGGCCACGCGCCUCCUCCACUCCCCCCUGUUCCACCUGCUCAUCCAGCAUUUACGGAUUGCUCCAAACUGGGAUGUACGCUCGAAGGUAGCUCGGAUGAUCGCCUUACUUGCCUCCCAUACCACCGAGCUCCAGGAUAAUGUGCCUGUCGUUGAGGCAAUUUCUCUCUUGACUGAAUUACUCCGGGAGAACUUCAGGAACAGCAAAUUGAAACAGUGCCUUCUGCCCACCCUCGGGGAGCUGCUGUAUCUCGUCGCCACUCAGGAGGAGAAGAAGAAGAACUCUCGAGAAAGCUGGCCAGUGCCCUUGGCCACCUACACAGUGGUCAUGAGAUGUCUUCGCGAAGGGGAGGAGCGCGUGGUGAACCACAUGGCGGCGAAGGUGAUGGAGAACGUGUGCACCACGGGGGCUCCACAGGCCCAGGGCUUCCUCACAGGGGAAGUGGGCCCCGCGCUGUGGUUCCUCUUCCGCCAUUCCACCGUGGACGCGCUCAGGAUCACCGCCAUAUCGGCCCUAUGUCGAAUCACCCGGCAGUGCCCCACCGCCUUCCAGAACGUGAUCGAGAAGGUGGGGCUGACGGCGGUCAUCAGCGCCCUGGCCUGCGCCAUCUGCAAGGUCCAGCAGUACCUGCUCACCCUCUUCACCGCCAUGCUGUCCUGUGGCACCCACCUGCAGAGGCUCACCCAGGAGAAGGAUUUCGUGUCUACGACCAUCCGCCUCCUUGACAGCCCAUCCACUCCCAUCCGAGCCAAAGCCUUCCUCGUGCUUCUCUAUAUUUUGAUUCAUAACCGCGAGAUGCUACUGCUUAGCUGCCAGGCGAGGUUGGUGAUGUACAUUGAGAGGGACAGCAGGAAGACCACGCCGCGCAAGGAGCAGCAGGGCUGUGGCGAACAUCUGUCCAGAUGUUUGGAGCUGCUCAUCUGUCACAUCGCCCAGGAGCUGCCAGGAAUCCUGGGUGACAUCCUCCAAGCCCUGGCUAACGUAUCCGGCCGCAAACACCCCUCGACGGUUCAAGGCCGGCAGCUGAAGCUGUGCCUUCCCAUGAUGCCCGUGGCCCUGCACCUGGUCACCUCCCAGGUGUUUCGGCCUCGAGUGAUCACGGAAGAAUUCCUCUUCAGUUACGGCACCCUUCUGAGUCACAUUAAGUCGAUCGACUCGGGAGAAACGAACAUCGACGGAGCAAUUGGGCUGGUGGCGUCCGAGGAGUUUGUCAAGAUCACCUUGUCCACCUUUGAAGCCGUGAUCCAGUACCCUGCUUUCUUGAAGGAGUACCGCUCCACGGUCAUCAGCUAUAUCCUGCCUCCAUUGGUAUCUCUGGUUCAGAGUCAAAAUGUGGAGUGGAGACUCCUGAGCUUGCGGCUCCUGUCGGAAACCACAUCGCUCCUUGUGAACCAGGAGCCCAGCCCCGGCGAAGAGGAGGCCCACGCGGACACGGACGCCGACAGCAGUCUACUGAGCCUCAUCCAAGACGUGUUGCUCCCCCAGUUCGCCCAGGUCCUCAUCGAGUCUGGCCCCAUCCCCGCGUACGCGCUGAAACUCCUCGUGGCCAUGACGGAACACAACCCCACGCUCACCAGGCUGGUGGAAGAAAGCAAAUUGAUCCCGCUCAUCUUUGAAGUCAUUCUGGAGCCCCACGAGAGCGUGGUGGGGAGCAGUGUGCAAAGUGUCGUGGCGUUGCUCAGCAACCUGGUGUCCGGCCCGGACGCGAACCUGCCCCUGCUGUACGAGCAAGGCCUCAUCAGCCACGUGGGUCGCCUGUUCAAGGACACAGCUGCCCUGUACUUGGACGCAACAAGCACACACAAGAACGAGAUGGCCACAGCACUGCUCUGCUCCCUGCUGGACAUCCUGCAGGCUGUGCUCACGCACACGUCGGGUGUGGUGCGGCGGGCACUGCAGGCCCAGAAGUCGGGGUCCGGGGGGGACACGCAGGCCGCAGAAAGUCUCCUGCUCCUCAGCAGGCCCCUCACUGGCCUCAUCUCACCCCUCAUCCUGCUGCUCCCGAGCGACGACCCCGAGGUGUUCGACGGGGCGUCCCGGUGUCUGUCCGUCCUGGUGCAGCUGUAUGGCGGGGAGCAGCCGGCCGCCCUGACCCCCGGCCACCUCGAGAGCUGGACGGCCGUGCUGGCCUCCCGGCGCGAGCCCCGGGAGCGGAAGCUGCUGCUGCGGAUUCUCCGCAGGAUGGUCACCUCCAACGCCGAGCACGCGCGGGGCCUCCGGGGCGCCACGGGCCUCCUGCAGGCCCUGGGCCGCCUGGCUGUGGCCGACGGGAACCCCGCUGAUGCCACCGUGGCUGCGCUGGCCCGCGAGGUCCUGCAGGCGGCCAGCCCCCCUCAAUAA